Messenger RNA from Chironomus riparius, 1181 nucleotides. The record is from the annotation of a GenBank genome assembly. Lineage: Eukaryota; Metazoa; Arthropoda; Insecta; Diptera; Chironomidae.
CUCGUUGCGUAUAGACUGAAAAAAAAAUUGUUCAAAUAAUUAUUUCCAGUAUGAAUCCAUGCAUUAAGUUACCUUUCAUACUGAAUAGCUUAGCAACAUUGUGAAUUUGAGAGUUGAGGUUUUUGAACCGUUAUUGCGUGUGGUGGCAGUGAUAGUGUAUUGUAUUGUGAAAAAACUAGUUCAAGGAGAAAAGCAUUGAUGGUCGUUGCUUCAUGAAAAUGCGACAUUGAAACGGAAUAAAGUUCUAUUCAUAUCAACAGUUUAAAAUUUUUGUUUAGCAAGGAAAAAUUGUUAACAGAGGAAAAAAAGAAGCUUAAAAACAUGCCGCCAAUGUAUUGUGAUUACGAUUAUUUAAUAAAGUUAUUGGCUUUAGGUGAUAGCGGAGUAGGAAAGACUUGCUUCCUACAUCAGUAUUCGGAGGGUGUUUUUCAUUCUCGAUUUAUAUCAACUGUAGGAAUUGAUUUUCGCGAAAAAAGACUGAUAUACAACUCAAAAGGCAUCAAUCAUCGCAUUCAUUUGCAGCUUUGGGAUACUGCCGGUCAGGAACGUUUUCGAAGCCUCACAACAUCAUUUUUUCGGGACUCAAUGGGAUUUCUGCUAUUUUUUGACAUUUCAAACGAAAAAUCAUUUUUGGAAGUGCAAAAUUGGAUUGAACAGCUAAAGAUUCAUGCUUAUUGUGAAAAUCCUGAUAUUAUUUUAUGUGGCAAUAAACUUGAUUUGGAUUAUUUGCGCGUUGUUAAUUCACAGCGUGCAAAAACCUUGGCAGAAAAGUACGAUGUACCGUAUAUCGAAACGUCUGCAUACACAGGAGAGAACGUGAAUAAAGCUGUUGAAAUGUUGCUAGAUAGAGUCAUGCUAAGAAUGGAAACUCUUUCAUUUCCUGGCCGAAUUCUUCCCCCAAUGUCAGUUUUACCAUUACAAAAUGGCCAUGAUACACCUGAUGAUAGAAUCAAACUGGAACAAAUGACAGACAAAACCAAAUGCAAUUGUUAAAAAUCUCACACAAUCUCACAUUACAAGGAGUUUAGAAUUCUUUAAUGUCGAUACAUGUAAUCAAUGAAAUUUAUGACAAAUAAUGAAAUUAAUUAUAGAGUUUUAUAAAUGUUUAUUUAAUUAAAGUCUAAUUAUAUUGAUGAUGGAUAAAAUAAAUGUUAUAAAUUGAUGGAGAAUCGUGUUGACAA